Molecule: messenger RNA, 1074 nt
Organism: Colletotrichum aenigma
Lineage: Eukaryota; Fungi; Ascomycota; Sordariomycetes; Glomerellales; Glomerellaceae
Product: Secondary metabolism regulator LAE1
Exons: 9
Coding region: 1-1074 (357 amino acids)
Molecular function (GO): methyltransferase activity
Source: RefSeq, a predicted model, not a curated record
AUGGCGAUGGAGGACCCGAUCCUGGAAGCGACGCAUAGUGUCGACACUGUGCUUCCACUGGGGGCCAAUCUGGCCCUGGAACCUGACGAGGAAGUUUCCGAUGCCGAUAUGCAGAGCAACUUGGGGAGCGAUGUCGACUCGGCAUUGGGCGAAGCAAGUUAUUCAGCAUCCGAAGCAUGGCCUUCGUCAACCGCUUCAUUACGGUCGAGCAUAGUCCGGGCCAUGGAGGAGAACGGCCGCAUCUACCAUGGGUACAAAGAUGGCAAAUAUGUCUUGCCAACUGAUCAAGAGGAGCUCGACCGCCAAGCAUUUCAGUACCAGCUAUGCCAGUUGACGUUCGAAAAUAGGCUCAACUUCGCGCCGGUCUACCACCCACAUAGGGUUUUAGAUGUUGGAUGUGGCAUAGGCAUGUGGGCAAUAGACUUUGGCGAAGAGCAUCCCGAGUCCGAGGUUAUUGGCGUGGACCUUUCGCCCGUUCAGCCAGGCUUCACACCACCCAACGUCCACUACGAAAUAGACGACCUCGAAGAGGAAUGGAGCUUUUCGAGAAAGUUUGACUACAUCCACAGCAUGAUGAUGACAGGUGCCUUUAGAGACUGGCCCAACUUUCACCGACAAGCAUUUGAGAACCUCAACCCGGGGGGGUGGCUCGAGAUCCAGGAUAUCGACUUUCCCAUGCGAUGCGAUGAUGGGACGAUUCCACCCGAAUGCGAUCUGGGGAGAUGGAAUGAUCUCAUGAUGGAGGCUGGUAGAAGAUCGGGUUUCCUCCUCGACACGUGUGGCCGGGCAGCGGAAAUGAUGGCCAAUGCAGGCUUCAUUGACAUUGUGCGAAUACCGUUCAAAUGGCCCAUCAAUCAAUGGCCGCGGGAUGUCAGGCAUAAAACCCUGGGCCUCUGGACCGAAGCCAACUUCAGUGUUGGUCUUGAGUCGAUGACUUUGGCCCUCUUCACCCGGUUUAUGGGGUGGAGAAAGGAGGAGGUAUGGGACUUCAGCGCGAGGGCGAGCGCAGAAUGGCGUGAUGUAAGGAGGCAUGGCUACUUCGACGUGUACGUUACGUAUGGGAGAAAGCCAUGA